This is a messenger RNA of Oryzias melastigma (Indian medaka), 3788 nucleotides long. It is a transcript of the gene sltm, whose product is annotated as SAFB-like, transcription modulator. Bases 47 to 2944 code for a protein of 965 amino acids. Lineage: Eukaryota; Metazoa; Chordata; Actinopteri; Beloniformes; Adrianichthyidae. The record is from RefSeq and is a predicted model, not a curated record. Gene Ontology annotation, molecular function: RNA binding; sequence-specific DNA binding. Gene Ontology annotation, biological process: regulation of transcription by RNA polymerase II; regulation of mRNA processing. Gene Ontology annotation, cellular component: nucleus. The transcript is spliced from 20 exons.
AAAUGAAACUGCAUGCGCGCGCACGAGCCAGCGAUCUCGAGGUAAAAUGGCGUCGGGUGCCAUUUCAACUGACUUUAAGAAGAUUUCAGAAUUAAGGGUAGUCGAUUUAAAGUCUGAACUCAAACGGAGGAACUUGGACACUACUGGCGUUAAGAGUAUUCUACUCGCUAGACUGAAACAGGCAAUACAAGAUGAAGAUGGGGACCCAGAAAACAUUCAAAUCCAGCUUUCAACUGACUCUACACCUAGAAGAAGUGGGAAAUUCAAAGGCAAAAAAACAGAUUCUGACGUGGACACCACUGCAGAAGAAGAUUGUUAUGUCAAGGAAAGUGAGGAGGGUGAAUCUGAGAAAGAUGUAACUGAUACAGAUGAUGGUACUCGUGAAAAUUCUAAGCCUCCGCCCUGUGGGGAAAGCCUUGCUCACUCCGAAGCUGAGCCGGAGACAGAAGCCGUAGCGCCUGACGAUGAUUCAGAGCCUGAGCCAGAAGCCGAUGCUGAACCAGGAGACGAGGACGCCGAAGCAGAGACCGAAGUGCCCGAGCUCGAUGCUGAAGCAAUGAGUCCCUCUAAAGAUGCUGAGGAUGAUCACCUAUUUGUUUCAAUGCAAAACGAAGAUGCCAUCACCCUUGAUGUUGAUGGGGACGAUCUCCUGGAUACAGGUAAACAUGUGAAACUUCCAGAUCCAGAGGCAGAGAAGAGCAUUGAUGAGCCAGAGGCCUCUGCUGACACGGAUCCCGAUGAUGACAUGAAGGAGGACAAAGAGCCAGAGGGCCCUGAAGGUGGUAAGAACGAUGACGAAUCCGGAGAUGAGACCACGAAGAAAGACAACCGAGACGCCUCGAAGAAAGCCGAAACCGGAGAUAAAGAUAAAGAUUCUGGAAACAAAGGCCCCUCCACUACUGGGGCAUCAGGUCAAGAAAAGAGCUCUUCAAGAGAUCGAGAUGGAAAGGCUGCCAAAGAUGAAAAGGCAGCUGGAAGCAACAGCAGCUCCUCUCAGAACCUGUGGGUGAGCGGCCUUUCUUCAAACACCAAAGCAGCUGAUCUAAAGAACCUGUUUGGCAAAUAUGGGAAGGUUUUAAGUGCUAAGGUGGUCACAAAUGCUCGAAGUCCUGGUUCCAAAUGUUACGGGUUGGUGACGAUGUCUUCCAGCACAGAGGUGACCCGCUGUAUCACCCACCUGGACUGUACAGAGCUCCAUGGGCAGGAAAUAUACGUCGAAAGGGCCAAAAACGAUCCAUUCAAAAAAGGACCCUCCAAGAAUGAAGAAGAGGACAAAGCAAGUUCCAGCAAAUUAAACGAGAAGCGUGUUUCUACUGGGACAAAAAUAACUAAAGCUCAGACAUCAAGCAAAAAAGUGGAGAAGAAGCCUGAGAAAUCAUUAGAGAAAGAUAAGGAUUUAUCGAAGAAACAGGAAGCCAGAAGUGGAAGAUCCGAGUCGGUUUCAUCCAACUCCGAUCAAGACUCUUUAAAGAAGGAUGACAGGAAGCAUGGGCGAUCAAUGAGUCCAGGGAAGGUUAUGAUUUUAGAUCGUAACAAAGGUGACCCCAAUUUCAGGCCAAGACCUUUUCGUAGGGGAAGAUAUUUUGAUCAGCCCUUUCCAAACCCCUAUUUUCAAAGGCAGCCAAGAUGGUUGAUUCCACCUGAAGAGUUGGAGAUGAUAAGACAAAAACGGCGACAGUUUCCAAACAAAGAUGAGAAUGGAGAGAUCUUGCCGUUUGAAAAGAUCAAGGAGCAGAGAGAACAGAGGAUGCGGGAACGCAUGGAGCGCGUCCGUAGAGCUGUAGAUCUGCGCAGACGCCGGGAAGUAGCAGAACAAGAACGACGGGAGCGCGAGCGUGUUCGUCUGUUACGUGAGAGUGAAGAACAUGAGAACCUUCUAAGGGAGCGGCAAAGAUUGGAGAUGGAGAGACAAAAACUUGAAAGAGAGCGCUUGGAGCGGGAGAGACUGGAAAGGGAAAGAAUUCGCAUAGAGCAGGAGAGACGUAAAGAGGCAGAUCGGAUGGCUCGAGAGCGGGAGGAGCUUCGGCGGCAGCAGGAGCAACUGCGAUUUGAACAAGAAAAGAGAAACAGCUUCAAAAGGGGCCGUGAAGCAGAACAUGGGCGGAGGGAAGGUCCUUUCUGGAAUGGGAAUAAGAAGAUCCAGCUGGAGUCAGAAGUCCGUUCAAACCAGGGCUCCAACUUCAACCGGCCGCAGAACCGCUUUUCAAACUUUAAUCCUCGUGAGAGGGGUCGGUUUCCAGAAGCUGCUGCCCAACAGCCAAACACGUUUGACAGACGCAACAGGUUUGACGGUGAACCAGAGAUGAAGAAGAGUCGCCCUGCUCCUCUGAGAGAGGGCGCCACCUUUGACCGCUACCCCAAGAACUUUGACGCUGUCCGCAGGCCUGUGCCCCCCCCACGCGGUGAUGUCAGAGACACUGACCGCAGGGACAGAGAUGACAGACGCCCUGCACCCAUGCACGAUCGCCCUGUAGGACCAAGAGCCACGCUGCCCAACAUGUCUCAAACACGGCCAGCACGUGUUGGGGGGCACGGGGUAUGGAAGAAUGAAGGACUAGCCCCUAAAGGAGAUAUAAGAGCACCCAUCCGCGUCCAUUCAGAAAGAGCGGGCCCUUCAGUCAACCGUGGAAGAAGCAACUUCAAUGAUCGAGAUGAAGGCAGACCGAUCAUGAUGAGUAAUCAGACGUUCGGAUCUGGUCGCCAGGUUGUGGUGGAGCGUCACAACAGGGAGCAGGGACUGAGAAAAGAGUGGCACAGCAGUCCGAGCUCUCAAGGAGGAGGCUUCACUGACAAUCGCAGGAUGGCAGACAGUCGAGGAAGCGUCAUGACCUCCAGUCACUCAUCAGGAAUUGGCCGUAUUGUGCAGAUCACUAACAACUCCAAUCCCAGUGGUGGCGCUGUAGGCGGAUUCAAGCCCUUCAAAGGAGUUCCACGGCCGUUCUGAUACCAACUCGUUUGGUCCCUUUCUAAGAACUUUAUUUCUAGAGGGGGUUUCAGUGGCUGGUCUGUGGCCACGGGGUUGUUAACACUAUUUUAUUGUGUAGACUGUGUUCAUGUCAUUGUAGAGUUUUCCUGACAGUUCUGUUCUGUAAAACUACCCUGUGUGCACACGUCAGUAUCUAGCUCAAUGUUGUACAGCCCCAGACCUUUGUAACAAGUUUUCAGGUGAUUUGAGUUCACUUUGUCUGUGGAUUUUCAAUAGGUUAGAGUUGCACAGUUUUCCUGUGUAAUGUUAUGUUUUAGCGUAUUACAGAAUUCCAAAUGAGAAAAAUAUAUUCAUUUGGUUAUUAUGGAGAGAUUAUUGUUUUCUUCUUUUUUUAUUUUGGUGCUGAUGUCUUAUUUGAAAACCAUUUGAUGGCUUUGCUUUAAAAACAUUGAGCUGCAUAAAUAAGCUGCACUGUAGCACAAAGCGGUCAGUUUCUUAUGGUUCCUUUGGUUUCUGUUCAGAGCUGUUUAAAAAAAAAAAAUGUGAACUUUAAUUGGACAGAGGGGACCAGUAAAGUCACAACUAUCCAUGGUUAAAUAUUCUGUUAAUCUUAAAGUAAUUUUUAAGUUGAAAGCACAAACCUUUACACAAGUUGAAAAUAGUUUAAUUCCAUGAAGCAUCUAAAGAGGGUAAACAAUGUGUUGUUGGAUGACAUUUGAGUCUAGAGAGCAUUGUGUUAGGAGGUACUGUUCGCAGUCUGUUCUGACAUUUCAGCUAAUUCACCCCCCCCCUAUUAUUUUGAAACCUGCCAAGCUUCUUAAUUCUUUCAGUUGGACCAAUAAACAAUGCUGUCAUGCAUGUA